CGUCCGAUCCGGUGCGCUUUGAGAGGUCGGUGAGUUUUGCAUCCGUUAAAUCAAAACACUGGUUCAGUUUCAGUAUUUACACUGACAGCGUGACGUACUGAGCGUUUAACAGUAUGAUAUGAACAGAUCUGAUUCCAAGUGAUACAUAAAAAACUUGCUCCUCGGUUGUAUUCGCUGUUGGCAGCAGACUCUGAACGAUGAGAAUAAAUGAAAACACGUUACUAGAGGGGAAGCAUGUUGUGCUGGUUCCCUACAACGCGGAGCAUGUACCCAGAUAUCACCAAUGGAUGGCCUCUCCAGAACUGCAGAAGCUGACCGCAUCUGAGCCUCUGACUCUGGAGGAGGAGUAUGAAAUGCAGAGAAGCUGGAGAGAAGACAAUGACAAGUGCACAUUCAUCAUCCUGGAUAAGCAACGAUGGGCAGAUCCCAGCUUUCCAGAGGAGGAGUGCAUGGUGGGAGAUGUCAACAUCUUCUUGACAGACCCCAGUGACCCAUCCCUGGCAGAACUGGAGCUCAUGAUUGCAGAGUCCAGCUACAGAGGUAAAGGACUUGGCAAAGAAGUGGCACGCAUGAUGAUAUGCUACGGAAUCAACAAACUUGGAGUCAAAAAAUUUGAAGUCAAGAUUGGUUUGGAGAACAAAGUCAGCAUAGCUAUGUUCAAGAAAAUCCACUUUCAUGUGCUUUCCAGCAGUGAGGUGUUCAAGGAAGUCACUCUCGGUUUGACCGUGAAUGAGGCAUUACAGCAAGAGCUGCUGGCCACCCUGGACUGUAUGCAGGAGAGAGAGUAUCAAAAACUGAAGAACUACAGGCAUGAGGGAAAACACUCUUUAACCAUGGCGGCUCAUCAAAGCUAAGCUCCUACGAUGAGCAGCAGCAGAAGCCGGAGAAGCCAAGAGAAGAGCCGAGAACAUAAAGAACGCUUGGAUGGAGGCACGCUCACUGUGGGCUUCUUUUUAUCUGCAGGAAGGAGAAUCAGAGCAUCAACCAUGAGACAGACAAACUGUGAUAGAUUCAUUAAUAUAUUGUGUUAUUGUACGAAAACCUCUUAGCUCCAAAUGGUAACUUUCAUUAGAGAAGGAAACAAUGUUCUUAUUCUUAACUUCAAAGUGGCUCUCCAGACAAAAUGAAAAAUGUAACAAUCACUUCAUCUGUUGUAAACAUGCCCACUCGCCUCCUACAGUACUACCUACAGUAGCCUCUAGCAGUGGUCAUCAAUCCUACUCUUUUCUGACAAGUUCCAAACUGCAUCUAACAUGCUGCCCCUCCCUGACCAACACCAAUGCUUCUGAUAUAGCCAAUCACAUUUUUAAAAAUACAUGAAUUAGCUGAAGCAGGUGUAGCUGUGUUGUGGUUAGAACUAGACUCUGCAGGAAGGGAGAUCCUCAGGACCAGGGUUGGUGACCACUGCUCUAGAGUGAUGCUGCAUUCGAGUGGUGUCAGAAACCUGGAAAUACCAGUUUUUGCACUUGUAAACUGCACUUGAAUGGCUGACAAAUUCGUAUUUACAAGUUCAUGAGAUAUAAUGCAAACUUUCACCUUCACCACUAUGCCCAAUGCACUUCUAUGAGAUCUGUGUUCUAUUUAAUAUAGCAAAGAAAAAGCAAGAUAUAUAUAUUCUCCAGACCACCAUGCUUUAUUUUCCUGUGUGUGGAGCAAAUCUUUGAACAAGCACCCAAACGGGGUGAAGCUGUAUUUACUAGUAAACCAUCUGAUAUCUACAACUUUCCGACCUGUUGAUUAGCACCUGAAGUCAGCAUGAGAUUUUCUGGUUUAAAGACUAGAAAAACCCCUUUCUGAUGAAGUAUCUUAAAGUUGGGAAAUAUUUCAGAAAAGUAAAAUAUGUACUUUGUGGCAGAUUCUUAAAGGCAGGUUGUUUGGAGUUGACUUUUGCUAAUGCAAAAGGAAGGCAGAUAGCUAAUGUACUGCUAGGGAGCCAAAUAUCACAUCUGUAUUUGUUACUAUGCUAGCAGUCGGCAUUUCUUAAUCCCCAUAGGAUUCUCAGUUGUAUGAAAACUGUAUUGGUAUACUGUAGUGGUAUUUGCAUAAGGCAUUCUGAGUAUUUUACUAACACUGACAGCCGAGAACACAAAAUUGUGAGUGGCGUUAAACCAAUGCGGCUGAGGGAUCCAUUGCUGCACUACAGAAUACUACGUAACAUGACAAAGUUUAGUUUUAACAUUUACUGGAAUUGGAAUUAGGGCUGGGCAAUAUGACAACACUGACUCAAAUUAUGUCACAAUAUGUCCUAAUAUGCUUUUCUGAACUUAUCAUGGAUAUGGAGAGCACUUGCCAAUUGCAUGUUUGUCUACAAAGCAAAGAUAAUUAGUCCUGUUUUGAAUCUAGUGUAUCACAGUAUGUGAAAUGUUCAAUUUAAAUCACUGUAUUCAUAGUUUUGAUAGUGUGUUGUAAA
This is a messenger RNA of Colossoma macropomum (tambaqui), 2410 nucleotides long. RefSeq names its product N-acetyltransferase 9 (GCN5-related, putative) (gene nat9). Gene Ontology annotation, molecular function: N-acetyltransferase activity. Gene Ontology annotation, biological process: protein acetylation. Lineage: Eukaryota; Metazoa; Chordata; Actinopteri; Characiformes; Serrasalmidae. The record is from RefSeq and is a predicted model, not a curated record. The coding region runs from base 198 to 854 and encodes 218 amino acids. The transcript has 8 exons.